This is a messenger RNA of Chondrus crispus (carragheen), 1352 nucleotides long. RefSeq lists its product as hypothetical. NCBI's taxonomy places the organism in Eukaryota, Rhodophyta, Florideophyceae, Gigartinales, Gigartinaceae. The transcript has 2 exons. The record is from RefSeq and is a predicted model, not a curated record. The coding region runs from base 1 to 1230 and encodes 409 amino acids.
AUGCCCCUGUCUGCGCAUGAAGGAGAUCCUCGUGGAGGCGCGCCGGAGCCCGUGGUCUUGCAGCCGGAUGUUACGCUCUCUCAGAAGAAGCGCAAAGCGAGGCACGAUCGCGAGGUCGCGGUCUUGCGCAUGCUCAAGGAAGGCGCGGCGUCCAACUCCUCGUUCCGUUUCGAUCACGCCCGCAUCUGGCGCGAUGUCACCAUGCCCAACCUGGCGCUAAUCCCCGUCGCGGACGAUAUCGCCGCCUCGGACGUCAUGCUGGGAGUUGUAAUCGAGCGAAUAUUUGAGGGCAUCACGUGCUUCACCCCGACUACGAGCGCGAAGGAGAGCACCGCGUCGGCGACGGAUUUUCGCAUCGACGCCAGCGGGGCAAUUCAGGGCGCCAAUGAAAAUCUGGCCAAAUUAGUCGCGCCUCAUUUCGGCACCCUCACUGUCGGCGCGACCGACGAUUCCACCCGCGUCCGCGUUGUGGCCCCCGCUGUCGCACUUGCCCGAAUUAUGGACUUGAUCGGCGAUGUCGACGGCGACAAGGUCAGAAGGCCGCUGGCGACGCUGCCGAAUGACAGAGAGCCGGUCGCGUUGGGAAGGAAAAGCUCUGUGGAUAUGACGCGGUCGCCCAAGGGUCAGCUCAGAAGCAAGCCUGAUGCGACGCAAUUGCCCCCCAUUGCCAUUAAGCUUUCGACAACGUCCCAUGUUUUGAGCCCGGAACACAUUCCCAGCAUUGUGGGCGCUGGCGUGCCGAAGCGCUUUCAUGAGUGCGGGCUUCGCUUGCUGUAUUCAACGAACGAGCAUGGAAUGUCUUUGCUCACUUUAUAUAAUCGCGUCAAGACAGCUUCUCCGACGCUACUCGUCAUUCGCGAUACCAAGGACCGCGUUUUUGGCUGCUAUGCUGCGGCUCCCUGGAAGGCAUCUUCGGCUCGUUACUACGGGACGGGUGAGAGUUUUGUUUUCGGUACUGACGGACCGGACGUGGUCAAGGUUUACAAAUGGAGCCGAGAAAACUCCUUUUUCCAGUUUACGUCGCAUUCAUUCUUGGCAAUUGGGGGCGGGGCGGGGAGUCAUUUUGCUUUAUGGGUUGAUGAGGAUCUGCUCAUGGGCACCACAUCGGCUUGUUCGACAUUUGCAAGCCCACCAUUGACAAACACAUUGAGCAAGGAUGAAUCAAACUGCACUGAAUUCAAGAUUGUGACUCUCGAGGUAUGGGCUUUUGAUGCGCAUAUGAGUCAUUAGAUAUGAUAGGUAGCAGCUUUGCAGUUGAGGAGAAGAAAGGCACCGAUUGUAAGUAUUGUAUCUUAGUGCCGACACACAACAAACACACGCAUUGUAAACUCUUGGUGGUAUGUUUGCGCAAA